CAGUGCACAACGUUCAGCUUCUCUGCCAGCAGGUUUGUAGCAUGGAACAACUCAACUCCACUGUGGUCACUUCUAACACCUCCUCUUCUCCUGGAUAUCCACCUCCCGACUCCUGGGACUCCAGAGGUCUGGUCCCUGCUGUGAUGCUGUCCCUCUGCUUCCUGUUGGGAGUUCCUGGAAACAUCGCUGUGAUCAUCCUCAGACCAAACUGGCAGCACAUGUCCAGUGUGAGCCAGAGUUUGAUGCUGAAUUUGGCCAUAUCAGACCUGCUCUGUCUGCUCACCCUGCCAGUGUGGAUUUACGCAUAUCUGUACAGCUGGACUCUCGGCCUGAUGGCCUGUAAGCUCCUAGCGUAUCUAGUGUACUGCAGCCUUUAUGGUAGCCUGCUGACUGUGACGGUGCUGAGUGUCCAGCGCUACCUACAGGUGGUGUACCUGCAGAAGUGCUUACAUCAGGCCGGGAGGAAGAGGCUGCUGGCUCUGCUCUGGCUGGUGUCGAUGAUCCUGUCCAUCCCUGCUUUAGUGGUUCGACAGGUGAUCGAAGACCAGGACUGGACACAAUGCCAGUCUCAAUACUCUUCCCAGGCCCAGCAUGUAGCCGUGCUGCUGACAGAGUCCCUGAUGGGAUUUGUUACAUUUUCUGUUGUAGCAUUUUCAUACAUUCGCCUCCACAUAAAAGUGAACCAGGCAGCUUUCUUCAACAACCCACAGACGACCCGUCUGGUCACAAGUAUCAUUGUGACCUUUUUUGUCCUAUGGAUGCCAAAUCAUAUCAUAAAUGUGUUUGCUGUGGUCGCUAUUUCACUGAACAACAAGGGCCUUGUGAAGUUUUGUACAAACAGCUGGAACAUCACUGGAGCACUGGUAUUUAUGAAUAGCUGCCUGAAUCCACUCCUUUAUGCUUCUGCUUCUCGAAACAUGUGCACUGUAUGCCAAAAAACUUCCAGGUAGUCUAAUCAUUGACAUAGUAUGAUCAAUGAAAAGCCACCAGAUAUCAGAAGAGAGUGCAGAACUUCGACGAUGAUAAUGCUUAGAGAAAAUAAAUUUGUUCUUAUUCAAAACAUCUCAUCUGUUCCGUAGACACACAGUUUGAGGGUGUGGUUGUCUCAUUUUUCAUAGAGAGCUGUGGAUGAUUUCUGAUUUAAUGAUAAAUUUAGAGGUUAACCUCAAAUCAGCUUUGUGCUCAUUAAACAUAUAUUUAAACAUCUUAGCUUUGUGGGAGAGAUCCAGUCAGAGGAAACAACACUUAAUGAGUAGAUUGAAUAAAUGUUUUUGUUGGAGUGAAUGACCAUUUGUCUCCAGUGUUUAGCAGAAGACAGACAUGGAGACAGACCAGAGGAAAGAUAGAGAGAUAGAGAUUGUGCUGGAUUCAUAAUAUAAGCGGAUGUGCAAUCUCAUUCAUUCAGUUAUCUUUGUCUAGAACUACUGAAAUCUAUUUCAGCUCUUACACUGCAUGAUUUGUAUAUUGUAUAUAUUUCUGUCUGACACAUUGAAACAUAUCAUUGUAAACAUAUUAUGAAAUACAGUAAAUGGAUUAAUAAAAUGAUAUGAUGCAUUUUCUUGCUUUAUCU
Molecule: messenger RNA, 1570 nt
Organism: Micropterus salmoides (largemouth bass)
Lineage: Eukaryota; Metazoa; Chordata; Actinopteri; Centrarchiformes; Centrarchidae
Product: leukotriene B4 receptor 1-like
Exons: 1
Coding region: 42-950 (302 amino acids)
Biological process (GO): immune response; G protein-coupled receptor signaling pathway
Cellular component (GO): membrane
Molecular function (GO): G protein-coupled receptor activity
Source: RefSeq, a predicted model, not a curated record